Anolis sagrei ordinatus is the source of this 2599-nucleotide messenger RNA. It is a transcript of the gene BET1L, whose product is annotated as Bet1 golgi vesicular membrane trafficking protein like. The record is from RefSeq and is a predicted model, not a curated record. Gene Ontology annotation, biological process: retrograde transport, endosome to Golgi; regulation of retrograde vesicle-mediated transport, Golgi to ER. Lineage: Eukaryota; Metazoa; Chordata; Lepidosauria; Squamata; Anolidae. Gene Ontology annotation, molecular function: SNAP receptor activity. Gene Ontology annotation, cellular component: SNARE complex.
GAUUGGUUCGUUUUCAGAUCGAUUGCCCUCCUUGGCACCGCCUCUCGCCUUGGCUCCGGAUGGGACACGGAGGCAAGAAGCAGCCAUGGCGGAUUGGGGCCGAGGUCAGAAUACUAGUGCUGUGGAUGAUAUGCUAGAUGAAGAAAACAAGCGUAUGACCGAAAACCUGUCUUCUAAAGUCACCCGACUAAAAUCGCUUGCACUGGACAUUGACAAAGAUGCUGAGGAUCAAAAUCACUACCUAGAUGGCAUGGACUCUGAUUUCAUGAGCGUAACAGGCCUUUUGACUGGCAGUGUGAAGCGUUUCUCCACCAUGACUCGUUCUGGAAGGGACAAUCGCAAACUUCUUUGUUACAUCUCCGCCGGACUUGUCGCUGUAUUCUUCAUCCUCUAUUAUUUGGUGGCAAGGGCACGAACUUGAGAAGCAUCACCAAAAAUUAUACUUGGAUGCUUAUGUGUAAUACAAUGGAACAAAAUCUUACAACAGGAGGGAAGGGGAGAGCUUUAGAAGAUUUCCUGUUAAGGACUUUCCAGAUUUCACCGUGAUCCAGAGAAUUCUCUAUGAACUCAUUUCUGUAGACUAACUUUUCUUUGUCUUUAAUAAGGAUAAAGUUAUUGUGCCAUUCUACUUCUGAAAGCAUAAAUUUAGCAAACUUCACUUCCAUAUUGGAAAGAAGCAUUCUUAAAUUGGUUUUCUCUUUCUGCUGGGUGGGAGGGGAAACAUACUGAUGAUGAUGGCUUCAGCAGGAAAAUCCUGAUCCACAUCUUGAUUGCAAUCCAUAUCGUAGCAGAAAUGUCGUAGCACUCAAAUUCAGUGAAAAAUAAGGGCUGUCACUGGGGUACUGAUAUUCGGACAUUAGUAUCCUGGAAACAAAUUUCGCUACUAUACAGCUUGUUUCAAGAAAAAAAUCAGCUGUUGUAUUCUCUGUUUCUGGAUAUGCCAGCACUUAUAAAUAUAUUCACAAUCCUCUUUGCAUGUUAUGCUGAAGGACUUGCAGAGAUGAGCUUGGAAUAUUCCGGAAAGAAGAAAGCAGGCGAACUUACACAAAUGUUGCCAUUUCAUCUUUGUUUUUGUUUUUGUUUUUCAUUCUUGUCAAACUUGUAACUACAUACUUUAUAUGUAUCCCUGGUGAUAUAAAUCCCUAUAAGAAAUUAAUCCAUUUUUAUUUUUAGGAAAUUGUGAAGAUUCACCUAUUAAAUAUGUAUUAAUGAUCCACUGAUUAAGGAUUCUGUCAUACACACUUGCCUGAGAGUAAGUUUCAUUGAACUUAGUGAGACUUACUUAUGAGUGGUUAGGUAUAGGAGCACACUAUAAUUUCUGUAGCUGUCUGUUUCACAGAAUCAUGGAGUUGGAAGAGACUUCAUAGGCCAUCCAGUCCAACCCCCUGCCAAGAAGCAAGAAAAUCAAAGUCAAAGCAUUCCCAACAGAUGGCCAUUCAGCCUCUGAUUAAAAGCCUCCAAAGAAGGAGCCCUCACCACACAUAUUAUGCACAUAUUUGGAAACAAAUAUGUUUUACUUCACAGUUCCUUAAGGUAAAGGUAAAGGUUUCCCCUGACAUUAAGUCUAGUUGGGUCCAACUCUGGGGAGUGAUUCUCAUCUCCAUUUCUAAGCUGAAGAGCCAGCGUUGUCUAUAGACACCUCCAAGGUCAUGUGGCUGGCAUGACUGCAUGGAGCACCAUUACCUUCCCACUGAAGUACCUAUUGAUCUACUCACAUUUGCAUGUUUUCGAACUGCUAGGUUGGCAGAAGCUGGGCCAACAGUGGGAGUUCACCCUGCUCCCCGAAUUCAAACCACCAGCCUUUCAGUCAGCAAGUUCAGCAGCUUAGCAGUUUAACCUGCUGCGCCACCAUGGGGCCACAACUCCUUAGCUUACAUUUUUAACCCAGUUUUGGCACCUGAAGUACCCACAAGGAUUUAAUAGCAAAAUUGGAACUAAGUACACGAAACAAAGUUGCAUUGCAUUCAUUAAGACUUCUAGGCAAGUAUGGAUGUGAAAUACAGCCUACAAAGGCAUAGAAAGAAUUUGUAAAAAGUUUCUUCAUCAGAGGCUUUGUUAACAGAUAUGCUUAUAUUCCAAGUAUCUGUUCUUCAUUAUUGCAGAUAGUAUUUAAGACUUCUGUAGCUGUUUUAAGGCUAUUAUGUUAAAAAAGAAAGGACAUUUUAACAUGACUGCAAGCAGAUUAAAUAAGACAAUUGAUGCUACAACUGUAAAAGCCAUUUGGAGCAAAACAUGUAGUGUUCACUACUAGGUAUUAAGGGACAAGCAACUUUAUUUUGUAGGAUUAUUUAUUAACAUAUAAUUGAGUAAUUCAUCUUUUCAGUCUUCUGUACCUCAGCCUUUAGAAUCUACUGAGAAUUAAAGUCAGAUUGGCCACUAUAGAUUUACUGUACUUAUAUACCUGUACUCCCAGAUAACUUUACCUAUAUUGCCUAUGUUGUUUAAAAUCUAUUUUUACAUGUACACCCACAGCAGUGUGUGAAAUGGCUUUGAGACCAUUGUAGAGCUAUCCCAUCCCAAACUAUACAUUAAAAUCAUUAUGAAUCUCUGAUCAUGUGUGAUACCAGUAAGGCAAUAAAGAUGGGUCAUCUGCAGCUAA